Molecule: messenger RNA, 1098 nt
Organism: Cladophialophora yegresii CBS 114405
Lineage: Eukaryota; Fungi; Ascomycota; Eurotiomycetes; Chaetothyriales; Herpotrichiellaceae
Exons: 1
Coding region: 1-1098 (365 amino acids)
Molecular function (GO): dioxygenase activity
Source: RefSeq, a predicted model, not a curated record
AUGUCUAACCAGAUCCCGCCAUUCCCGUCGGACGUGCCAGUCGCCGACAUAGCCACUGUCAACUUCGAUCUUCUAGCCCAAGGAGACCCGGAGCAAGCCCAAACCCUACUACACUCGUGCCAGAACUAUGGCUUCUUCUACCUGUCCAACCACCAUGUGGACUCUCACUUCAUGUUCAACCUUGCCGACUCGGUCUUCUCCCUGCCACUGGACGAGAAACUCAAGUACGACAUGGGCACCACGGGCCACUACUACGGCUACAAGCGAUCCGGCGCCAUGUUUGUCGACGACAAAGGCACAAAGGACCACAGUGAGUUCUACAACGUCUCCAAGGACGAAGUCCUGGCUAUCCCGCAGCCAGGCAAAACUGUGACGGGCCAUCAUCCCCAAGUGGUCCUCGACCGCUUCGACGAGCUCAAGGCCUUCAUGAAAUCAUGCCAUAAAAUCAUAUACACCAUUACGACGUCUCUCGGCAAGUCGCUGGAUUUGCCAGCGGGUCUGUUGGAGUCCCUACACGAGCUCGGGAAGCCAUCUGUAGACCAGGCUCGAGUCACUUGUGCGCCUCCAAUCAGACCAGCCGAGACCAUCACGCUCGGCGAACACACGGAUUUCGGCAGCGUCACCGUCCUGUUCAACCGGCUGGGCGGGCUUCAGGUGCUCGCCCCCAACAAGCGAGACUGGGAGUACGUGCGUCCUCGGCCUGACUGUGCGGUGAUCAACCUGGGCGACAGUUUGAUCAAGUUGCUAGGGGGCAGACUGUACAGCGCGGUCCACCGCGUCGUGGCGCCGCCCGGAGAGCAGGGGAACUGUAUGCGACAUAGCGUGGUUUACUUUUCGCGUCCGAACUCGAGCGUGAAAUUGCGGGAUCUCUUCCAGUAUCCCUCCGACGAGGACGUGGCGAGGCUGGAGAAGUCAUCUGAUGAAACUCUCCUGAAUGCUGACGAGUGGGUCAAGCAGCGGGCACAUAAUUGGAAUACGGCACAGUACAAGGGCAAAGAGUCGUACAAAUUGAGUCGAGGAACUGAGCAUAAUCGAGAAUGGGAGUCAGACCCCACAAAGUUGGAUCAGCACCGACCGAAGGCAGUCCAGGCUGUGUGA